This is a messenger RNA of Thermothelomyces thermophilus ATCC 42464, 2452 nucleotides long. RefSeq lists its product as uncharacterized. The transcript has 3 exons. Gene Ontology annotation, biological process: spindle pole body localization; nuclear pore organization. Lineage: Eukaryota; Fungi; Ascomycota; Sordariomycetes; Sordariales; Chaetomiaceae. Bases 142 to 2055 code for a protein of 637 amino acids. The record is from RefSeq and is a predicted model, not a curated record. Gene Ontology annotation, molecular function: spindle pole body-nuclear membrane anchor activity. Gene Ontology annotation, cellular component: spindle pole body; nuclear pore transmembrane ring.
CUGCAGCUUAGGCUCCACGGCUCCAAUCCAAAGACAGCUUUUCUUAUUUACAAACCGACUUCGCAACUUUUUGUAGCAGCUCUCUACCGGAGCAAACCCGCCAUCACGACCGAGCGAAGAGCCGGACGAUGCGCAACAGCGAUGGCGGCUUCGACAGUCAGGAGGUCUCCGUAUAAGGAUUUCCUGCAGCCCGCGCUGCAGCGGCGCUUUGCAACCGCGAGCUUGUGUGUGCUGGCGGUCGCAUACCUCCAGGCUCUGCUCUUGGCCAAUUGGAGCUCCUGGUUCUGGUCUUGGUUCCCCCUGGGUCCGGCCGGUUUCCGCGCCGUCUCUUUCUUCUUUUGCGGCAUCCUCAUCGUCGUCCUCCGAAUCUCCCAGUACCACCCCGGCCUGCGCACCUCCGACUCGGGCAUCCACACCUUUAUCCGCUACGCUCCCAGGUUGGAGACACUCGAGACGCUCCUCACAUACAUGACCUCGGCAUUCAUCUUUAGCUUCAUCUACCUCUGGUCGCUGUCCGACAGGUCGGGGCUCGAGUUCAUCACGUACUUCACGGCCGAGAGGGCGAGGCUGAACGAGAAGCCGCUCUUCCUCGUAUCCCACUUGGUGCUGCUGGGGGUCUACCAGGGACUGCUGCACCUAUACAAGGAUGUCGAUCGGCUGUCUCUCGGCGUCGCGAGGCCGCAGAACGGGGAGAAGAAGCCCGAGGAUGGGGACGCGGCCCUCCAGGUGCGCCGGUUCAAAGACCAGCUUCCUGCGAUGCUUGUCUCGACGAUCAACCAGGCCGUCGUCGGCCUGAUGAUCAGCGUCGCCGUCUACCCGAUCACGGUGCGCGGCUCGAUCUGGAAGACAACAAUGGUGCUUCUGCGGCCCCUCUACAACCUGCCCAGGAGCAACAUGCUGCCGUCCUCGCUCCCCUUCUCCAUUCCGACCUUGUUCCGCUGCUUCCUCGUGAGCCUGCUUCUCAUGUUUGCCUGGAACACCGCCAACACGGCAUUCUCGCUCUUCCUGGUCAAGCACCCGCUGAAGAACGGAAAGCCGUUGACGUCGGACUCGAAGGACCCCAAUGGUAGUCUUCUCAAUGGGCUAAAGAAUAAGAAGCUUUCCAUCAAGUGUUUCGCCGUGUGGGAACUGGCCUUCAUUGCUCGCGACUUUCCCGACCGCCGGAAGGCCAUCUACGAGGACAUUGACCGCAAGGACGGGCCCAUGUGGUCGCAGGUCUACAAGAUCUGCCUGGAUGUCCUGAAGUCGAUGGAAACAAACAUGGACGCCUACCUUACGCCGCCGGCACCUCCCGCGCCCUCCGCCGCCGCCGCGUCGGCGGCGGAAGAACAGGAAAAGGUCCGCACCACCGAACCCCCACGGGAGGAACCCAUCUUCCAGCCCCCCCAACAGCGCAAGGGCCUGCGCAACCAAGUGGAGAAGGCGGUCAGCCAGGUAGCCCUCUCGCCCGGCCAGGGCUCGCAGCUCAGCCCGACCGCCAAGAAGGCGGUUGACUCGGCCAAGCAGCAGCUGCUCCGGAUCCAAAAGGAGACGACGGGAACGGACGACACGCAGGGCCUCUUCCGGGACGUCGCCCUCAAGGUUCUCCACUCGGCGGCCGGGUACCCGUUCCGGCAGCACUACCGGCGGCGGCUGGCGCGCGCCGUGCUGGGCGACCCCUACGGCGAGCCCAGCCUGUACGUCAACGCGGCGUGCGCGCUGGCCAGGCUGGCGGCGCACUCGCUGCGCGAGGACAAGUACGGGCACGUGCAGCGCGACGUGGCGGCGCUGAUCCGGGCGCUCACCGGCCUGGCGACAAGACUGGAUGGCUUCCGCAGGGACGCGCUCGCGCCGCAUUGGACCGACGUCGAGGGCGGCAGGGAGUGCCCCGAGGUCGAGGAGGUGCUGGAGGCGGUCAGGGACGCGCUGGCCCGGCUGGUGGAGGCGUUCGGCCCCUACGCGAGGGAUCUGAGGCUGAGCCUGACCGACAUGCGCCUGGCGAGGGAGGCGGCCGGGUUGGCGGCGGCUGAUGGGGUAGAGAUGAGGGAGCUGGUUGGUGGGAAAGGAGGGAGGUGACGAUGAUGAUGAUGACCUCCUUUUCGGGGGGGGAAAAAAAAAAGGGCCGAGAAAGGGUGCUUGAUGCGUGUGUGUAGUGUAUCACUAGACGGCUAGCGGCGGGGUAUUGUACAAGGGAUUUCCGGUUUACAUGGCUGGCGGCGCAUCAUCAAAAGUGUGAAUACACGGAUACUAUCUAAUGAAUUUGCGGUUUCGUGAUAGAAGAUUGUUCAAUCUAGUCUUGGCUUUUGAUGGCCUAUGUAAACGCUCCGACCAUGCCAAUCUAGGGUUCAAUUCCAUUCAAAAAUCCAUUUGAUCAACGACGUCGGUGGUUCUUCUCGUUUCUAUUAAGUUUUGUCUUUCCCUUUUCUAGGUACCUGAUUGCUCACUCGGGUAUGGCGGUCGGGAGCGGCAGAAC